Messenger RNA from Lycium barbarum (goji berry), 780 nucleotides. RefSeq lists its product as uncharacterized. Lineage: Eukaryota; Viridiplantae; Streptophyta; Magnoliopsida; Solanales; Solanaceae. Bases 1 to 780 code for a protein of 259 amino acids. The transcript is spliced from 2 exons. The record is from RefSeq and is a predicted model, not a curated record.
AUGAUAAAAGCCACCCUUAGUCAUCCUGGGGAGACGAUAAAAUUUCCUAGUUGUCAGGAAUUGAAAGGGUGGAUCCUCCCAGAUGCAGUAAAAGAGAUGCAACAAUAUGUAACAGAGAUGAAAAAUUCACGGGCAAACACCAGUUGCAGCGUCUUGCUAGAUGGAUGGGUAGAUUCAAAAGGUCGAAAUCUGAUUAAUAUCUCAGUGUACUGCCCGAGGGGCACUGUUUAUCUUCGAUCAUCAGAUAUUUCAUCUUUUAAUGGCAAUGUUGAUCCGAUGCUAUUAUUCUUUGAGGAAGUUGUUGAGGAAGUUGAAGUUGAAAAUGUGGUGCAAAUAGUUGCGUACUCGACAUCUGCAUGCAUGAUGGAAGGAGGCAAGAAACUAAUGGAAAAACGCAAGACAGUUUUUUGGACAGUAGAUGCUUCUCAAUGCAUGGAACUCAUCCAAGCUACUUUCCUAAAGCUUCUUAGAGAUGCUUGUCCGGAUGAGCUAGUAAAGCCUUCAAAGAUAACGUCAAUUGUGCCCUCUUUGACUCUGGAGAACAUUCUAUCACGGCAAGAACACUUAGUUACGAUGUUUCAGUCUUCUAAUUGGCGUAUCUCAAUCUUGGCUUCUACGAGUGAGGGUAAAAGAAUGUCGGAAACAGUUGAAGAUCAGUCCUGUUGGACCAGGGCUUUGAAGGCUGUGAAAGUAACGAUUCCCCUGGUGGAAGUUAUAAAAUUGCUAAAUGGUAAUAAUAAGCCACAAGUUGGUUUUAUAUAUGGUACAUUAGAUCAAUAA